Messenger RNA from Penicillium odoratum, 1968 nucleotides. RefSeq lists its product as uncharacterized. Bases 1 to 1968 code for a protein of 655 amino acids. Gene Ontology annotation, biological process: cell wall organization; carbohydrate metabolic process. Gene Ontology annotation, cellular component: fungal-type cell wall; extracellular region; cell surface. NCBI's taxonomy places the organism in Eukaryota, Fungi, Ascomycota, Eurotiomycetes, Eurotiales, Aspergillaceae. Gene Ontology annotation, molecular function: glucan endo-1,3-beta-D-glucosidase activity; 1,3-beta-glucanosyltransferase activity. The transcript has a single exon. The record is from RefSeq and is a predicted model, not a curated record.
AUGAAUUCCAAGUCAGACAUCCCCGAACCUUCGCGCAGAUACUCGAAUCCCUAUCGACAAGACUCAAACAUAACACCAGGCGUCGACAAUCUCGGUCCCUCAUCUAUAGGCGGCGGAAUCAGCGGCAUAGCACUCGGGAUCGCAAACACACACCACCGUCAAAGCGGUGUCGACGCCGUCCACGGAUUAAACAUGAAUUACGACGACUCUGAUGCAUACACCGGUCCUGCUGAGCGAGGGUUUCACACUACCGGCUCGGAUAAUCCCUACAUUCCCGCACCGAAUGCUGGAGCCGGUUAUGAAUAUGGACAUGGACAUGAGAGUUCGGAGUCGUUUCGUGCGGAGCAGAAUCAAUACUUGUUUGGGUCUGGAUCAGGGUUGGCGCUUGGAAAUGCGGGUGCAUUGCCGGCGACGCAGACGCCGCAGCAGUCUAGUGUACAUUUGAGUGAGGCGCGGCGCAGUCUUUAUGAAGGGUCUGUUCUGGGUGCUGAUGCGAUGGGUUCGGUGCCUUAUGGGAGGAAUGGCAAUGGGAAUGGAGCUCGGGGGAUUGUCGUGGAUGGGCCUUAUCAGAGACAGUCGCAGUAUAGUCCCGGGGGGAUGAGUUUGCCCGUUGAUAUCAAUCCUGAUGAUAUUACGGAUGAUGGGGAGGACGAGUUUGGACAUGGGUCGAGAGCUAUGGCGGCUGGUGCUAGAGGUGCUGGGACGCAGGCACAGGCGCAGGGUGGUUUCUUUGGGGGGCUUUUUGGGACGGAGAAGAGUGCUGGGGUUUCUUAUGAUGCUGUGCCUGGAGGGUUGGAGGCUGGGCAGGGGAAAAGGACCUUUGGUAUGGAAGGGAGGAAGAAGCGGGGAUUGAUUGUCGGAGGGCUGCUGGGAUUGAUUAUUCUUGCUGCUAUCAUUGGUGGUGCGGUUGGUGGCACACUGAGCAGUCGACACUCUGAUCAUUCUUCGGAUGGGCAGUCCGCGUCGGAUGAUGAGAAUUCAAAUGGGGAGCUGAACAAGGACUCGGCAGAGAUCAAGGCGCUCAUGGGCAACAAGAAUCUACACAAGGUCUUCCCUGGUAUGGACUAUACUCCUUGGGGGGUACAGUAUCCGUUGUGUCUGAAAUAUCCACCUUCGCAGAACAAUGUCACUCGCGACCUGGCAGUCCUAUCUCAAUUGACCAACAAUGUUCGCUUGUACGGCACGGACUGUAACCAGACGGAGAUGACCCUGGCUGCGAUUGACAAGCUUGGGCUGACUGAUAUGAAAGUUUGGCUUGGAGUGUGGAUUGACUCGAACUCUACGACAACCAAACGUCAGCUCAGUCAGCUCUAUGACAUCUUGGAUGAGACCAAAAAUACCUCUAUUUUCAACGGUGUGAUCGUGGGCAAUGAAGCACUGUAUCGUGCCGGUCCAGACAAGGCGACUGCUGAAACAAACGUCAUCAGCUAUCUCAAUGAGGUCCGAGAUGAAAUCAAGAAACGGAGCCUCGACAUGCUGAUCGCCACCUCCGAUCUGGGAGAUAACUGGAAUGCCCAGCUGGUAAGCGCUGUGGAUGUCGUCAUGUCCAACGUGCAUCCUUUCUUCGCCGGUGUCAAUGUCGAUGUCGCUGCUUCUUGGGCCUGGAGUUUCUGGCAGAACCAUGAUGUCACACUCACUGAAGGCACAACGAAGAAACAAGUCAUCUCGGAGAUUGGAUGGCCAAGCGAUGGAGGCAAAGACUGCGGUUCAAGCGAGGUCUGCGACUCUGAUACCCCCGGGUCAGUCGCAAGCAUUGAUAAUAUGAAUACAUUCAUGUCCGACUGGGUCUGCCAGGCUUUGGAAAACGGCACCAACUACUUCUGGUUCGAGGCCUUUGAUGAGCCAUGGAAAGUCCAGUUCAAUACCCCUGGUAAGGAGUGGGAAGACAAGUGGGGUCUCAUGGACUCAGCACGAAAGAUCAAACCCGGUCUUAAGAUCCCCGAUUGCGGUGGCAAGACUGCUUCGUAA